Durusdinium trenchii is the source of this 2550-nucleotide messenger RNA. Lineage: Eukaryota; Dinophyceae; Suessiales; Symbiodiniaceae. The record is from the annotation of a GenBank genome assembly.
AGUCCCACAGUUUGGCUCAAGAGUUGGAUUAUUUCAGGGCAGCUUGUGAUGUAGCCAGUUUUUCAAUUGAUGGCCAAGGCUCAAUGAGCGGGUACUCCGGGACCGAUUGCCAGAUUCCUUCGGUGCCUUCAUCCUUCGCGCCAGGUCAUGGCGAAGGGCUGGAGGAUAAGGGUUGUGGCAACGGAACAUGGACAUCUGUCGAACAGCUGGUUGCAGUGCCAGUCAGGCCAUUCACCUUUACCGAAGCUCCACAAACCAUUACCGCAGGUGGGCAAUAUGGAGUCUUGGAGUAUCACGGCUCAAUCUCGAAGCCUCAUCAUCCUGGCGAAGCUGAGUUCUACCUAUUGAGGGGUGUUUUGACAGAAAAUGAAGCUGCUCAGUUGCUCGCAACCUGCAGCCAAGCCUUAAGUGAAGCGAUUGGAAGCGGAAAGGGAAGAGAUCUGGACGUGGAUGGACGACCUCGUUUUGCUGUGGAAGUGGCCGAACUUGGAGUUCUGGACGGAAAAGGUUCAGCUCUACGGCCCCUUGUGGAAACGGUGUUGCUUCCACUGGUGCGGCAGAAAUAUGGCCAGACAGCGGCGCUUUCAUCAGCAUGUUUCAGACGUUUUGUUCCAGAGGAACGCCGCUUUAUUCCUCCACACCAAGAGUAUGAUUCGUUUGCGGUGAUGACGAUUGCUUUGCAGGAGUCAGCAUCUUACACAGGUGGUUUUUUUUUGCAAGGUUCUGGCAAAGCUUUUGUGGACCGGAAAUUCCUGCAGCUCGGUCGUGGAGAUCUAUGUAUUUUUCAAUAUGAUCUGUGCCACGGUGUUGAUGUGCAAGAGGGAUCUCAUCUGGAGCUGGUAUUGCACUUCAAGGAUUCUCCGCAAGCAGUUGCAGAUGGAUCCUGCCCGUGGUAUUCGAAGAUGGUGGAAGUUGGGGAUCCUGACGGGCUCUUCGGUCAUGCGCUGUCUUUGGUGAAGAAGGACUUUCCAGCAGCCAAAGAAUUUGUGGAGAAGGCGUGUGAGCAGGAUCACGUUGAAGCGCUUUACACUGCUGCUGAAUGGUUUUGGGAUUCUCCAUUUGGACUUGAGGAGAGUCAGAAUUCCUCUGCGUCUGUGGAGCUGUGGCGUCGUGCCGCCGAGCUGGGGCAUUGCCGGUCAAGGAGUCGCUUGGGCAGCUUGCUGAUGCAGGGCGUGCCAGGCCGCUUGCAGCAGGAUAUUUGGGAAGGCAAACGGUUGCUUCGACUUGCUUUUGAGCAAGACGAUCCUGAUGCCGCGUUUCACUUGGGCCAAGCCUUGCUGCAAGAUGGAGACCGUGAUGGCGUGACCAAGCUCUUGGCAGCCUGCGCCAAGGGUCAUCCCAGGGCUUGCUUCCAGGUGGCUGAGUUGUACCGGGAGGGCCAAUUCCAGUUCCCCAAGGACCUUCGGCAAUCAGUGCGCUACACGAAGUGGGCGGCUCAUCAAGGAGAUGCACAGGCAUUGAGCAACCUCGGCCAUUUGCUCAUCAAUGGUAUGGGAGUGGUGAAGGAUGAAGCCAAAGCAGUGAGAUUGUUUCGUCAUGCUGCAAAACUCGGUGCUGCAGAGGGAAUGCUGAACUAUGGUUUGGCAUUGCUUCGAGGAAGUGGCGGUGUCAAGGUAGACUACCAAGAAGCUUUGGAAUGGGCGCAGAAGUCUGCAGCGCUGGGGCACAGCUUGGCUCAUCAGCAGCUUUCCACGUUCUUCAAUGCAGCCAAGAAUCCUAAUCCGCCAGCUCGGUGCGUGCCGUCUUCGAUGCAGGAGCUUUGUUCACUUGGUGUGAAAGAACUUCGAGACCUUCUCCGUUUGGAAGGCAUUGACUUUUCUGACUGCAUCGAAAAGUCAGAUCUGCUUGCAAGGGCAGCACUACACCUGCCUGGAGUCACUGAGCCUUGGGAUGCAGCGCCUGAGCACACAAUGCUGUUGGAGCCUAAAAGGAUCAACAAAGAGAUUCUCAGGCAGCGAGGACAACUUCCUAGCCAAGGCUGCCAGGGUAAUGGAAAGUCCGGGGCUGACAGAGACCCAACAGCCCUGGAUGGUGCUAUCAAACAAGGAGCUACAUCUUCAGGCACUCAACGUAGUGAAGUGAUUCCUGGGCUAUCACAGGCAGAAAAGCUACCUGAAGUUUUUGAACUUGCCGACUAAGGAGCUUAGCAUUGACAAAGCCGAACAAUGUUUGACCGUGUUCUUUCGCCUCGGAAGGGCAGUCCACAGUUUUGUCAAUCAAGGACCAUUUUGAGGUCUUCCCGAUAUGAGAUGUUUGUGUCAGAAACUGUUUCUGAUGAUGUGAUAUGUACUAGAUCAGGAUUGUUUCAUGAACAAAUUUGGUAGAUCCGGACGAUUUGAUCUCAUCAAAGAGAGCAAAGUCUCUGAAGAGUCAAUUGGCGCCAUCCUCAGCUGUCAAAGGGGAGGCCUUCUUGACCUCUUCGCCCUCCGAGCUUUGCCAAAAAGGAUCCAAGCAAGAAUGCAAGAGGAACACAUUGUUUGCUUGCUACAGAGCAGGAGCCUGCAACAACCAGUAAUUAAUAGGUGAGGAAGAACAUGAUUAAAGAACACG